AGCUUCUUAGGUAAUGCAGGUUAUACCUUGCCUCUACCUAGUACUUCGUAUGUUUCGUAUGUUUCGUAUGUAAUUAAUAAAAUAAAAUAAAAAGCUACCCUCAAUCAUACCUCAUAUACAAAUGCCUUCUCCAUAAUAUGCCUUUUUUAAAGAUCCGGAUAGCUCUCAAGCCUUACCCAUUGUCCCAUUCACUCACCUCUCUUCCCUCUUUCUUUUAUUCCCUGGGUUCUUUCAGCAUUCCGUUCCCGUCCCUUUCUUACCUUUUGAUCCUCUAGUGCCGCGCCGUUCACAGUGCCGGCUCUUCUUUGAAAGAAUGACUCUUCAUUCCAGUCUUUGCCCCUAGAACAAUAGUGGUACAUAAAGUUCUCCUCUCCGACCGCCUCCUCCUUUCCGUAUCUAUUGUCAGAUAGCACCUAAUUGGUAUAUCUUGGGUAUUGCUUCAAUGAUAACAUGAGUUCCAUUACGUUCGCGAGAGCUUCAAUCGCUCCAAUGGUUGGCGGUCAUGACACAAUGUCCUCUGGUACAAGCAACGAUCGUGGGACCGCUGCAAGCAGGAUCGAUGUCCACUCACCCGGUGCUGGCUCAGGUACAGGAAGGCCACCGUAUCGUCACAUAGACGAUCUAGUGUCGGUUAGCGUCGACCUCGACCCUCACACCCCUUUGCGAAAGGUCCUCGAGCUUGGAGAUGGCCAUAUGCGACAGGCCAUAACGUAUAGCGAUUUCCACCGUCCAGACCUAGCACUACAAGAGUACAUCAAAGCAUUUACGAUCGCUGUUGAUAAAGUGCCCAAGCACAAAGAAUACCCAUCAAUGAGUUCUGAUCGAGGAGACCUAAACCGCUUGUACAAGGCUCUCAAGAUGAAGAUAACUACGAAUGGGGCGACCUUCGACAAGAUUAAAGAAGACAUCAAAGAGAAUAACAGGCGGAGUGGUGUACAACCGACGAGAUCUCCUCAGCGCCCUGCUGAUGCUCUAAAUAGGGCUAAUAAUGCGCAUGAUGUCAAGGAUAGCAUCGUUGGAGAGCGCAGGCCAAAGCCAACGGUUCAACCGAAACCAGAAGCGUUGCAUGGAAAAGCUAUCAAACAAACCCCUACUACCCACUCUGAAGAUCUUACAAAUAGAUUUGCGCGGUUGCGUGAUCCUCAAAAGUCUCGAAAGGUAGCCGAGGUAGUUAGCCAGCCAUCGGCUGGGGGUGGACAAUCUACUCCAAGCCAGGCGCUAUAUUCAGUCGAUACAGCUAUGCCAGUCAUGCCAAAGCUCCCCGAAGCAAUUUACAGUCCAGCGAGAGGUACUGUAACCAGUGAGCUCGCCAACCUUCCAUCCAGUACCCCUCGCGGAAUGUUUAGUCGGACGAACUCGACUGCAUCGUCCCCUAGUGUCUCAGCUCGCAUAUCGACGGAAAAUGCCAUCAGACUCUUUGGCAGAGAGCAGUUCGCAGCCGCCCAUUCUUAUCGAGCAGCGCAAUCCUCCGCUACUCCGACUAAAGUUCCAAUUCCGAAUGGCGAUGACAUCACGGCCGCCGCACUUGCGGAACUCAUAAGCAAGUACCCCCAGGUCGAUGUUUUGGUAAUAGAUAUUCGGGAUCGGGAGUCUUUUGACGAGGGGCAUAUCAAAUCAGCCAAGACGGUUUGUAUCGAGCCUGAGAUUCUUAUGCGAGAGAACGUAUCCGCGGAUGAGAUUGCUGAUAGCAUGGUCCUUGCUCCUUCAAAUGAGAGGCUCGCAGUCGAGCAACGUGACAGGGUUGACUUGGUAGUUAUCUAUGAUCAGGAUAGCACAUCAAUACCGUCUAGGAUAACCGGAAAUUCUUUAGAAAUGGUCCUGUAUAAUAUCCGACAAGCCCUGUCGUACUAUAGCUACAGCAGACCGCUCAAAAAUGUCCCAAAGCUGCUGAGCGGUGGUCUGAAUUCGUGGGUUCUCGAAUUUGGAGAAGCAUCCCUUGAGACUUCUGGUACAAUAUCAAAUAGUAUGUCUCCAAGCUCGGCGUUGAGGCGAAAGUACGGCGACAGGAGACGAUCUCGGACUAAGACACUCAGUCAAAAUGAGAUUAGUCAAUUUGAAGAAAUGAUCAAGAAUGACCGAGUACGACUUGACAAUUUCGACUAUGUCAAAACCAGGGAAGACUUCAUCCGCCGCUAUCCAAGCAUAAGAGGCGACCCCGAAUCUAUGACUUCUGUCAAGGAGGAUUUGGAUUCGCAGGAAGACUUCCUGGCCAGCAUAGCUCCCGCACCUCCCAGACUACCGGCUCCCGCUCUUCCAAGAACCAGAUAUAGUGGCUUGGAAUCCAGAGAUGUCGACUCUGGUGUUGGUGGUAUUGCCAUGGCAGCAGACCCAGCGUCGGCAAUAUCUGCUCGGCCUGUGACUGGACUCCAUAACCCUGGCAACUGGUGCUAUUGCAAUUCAGCUUUACAAGCAUUAGUGGUUUCACCUGGGUUUAUUAUCGAGCUAUUCCAACCCGAAUGGCCUCAAAAUUGGCGCUGGCCCACAAACAGGGAACCGGCACAGGCACAGCUACUAUGCCGUCUUUUAAAACCCCUGCUAAUGUGGUUGGCCAAGAGAGUAGUCAAAUCAAUAUCAGCUACUACAGUUAUGAGAUAUUUAGAAUCCAUACACGAAGGGUACAAAGAUGUGAGCGGAAAAAUUAUAAGGUUAGGCGAUAACUCCCAACACGACGCCGACGAGUUUCUUAGCUUCGUGUCUGAGCAAAUGGCAGCCGAAACGAAUAUGAGCCUUCGAUAUAAUCAAACCGCAGAAAAUGUCAUGUUACCGAGAGGCGAGAAUCGUGCAGUUAAGUCACUGGUUUCUCUAUUUUUACAGCAAUGGACAGGGACCAAGGCGUACAAUUUCAUCGAUCGUCACUUCGCGUCGCUUGUAUUUUAUACAACUAGUUGUACCUCCUGUUACAAGAUCUCACACUCUGCACAGCCAGAACGCGGAUUCACAGUGUCGCCUCCGGAAAGCGGAAGAGUUACACUUACAAAACUCCUUGACGAGUGGUUUGAACCCGGGGGCAUCUUAUGUUCCAGGUGCCAAAAGCCAGAAGACGGGACUCAGACCGACAAGCCUCCCCCCCCUCCUCUUGUGGUGAGAAGACCUCGACUCGCGAAGUUACCCCGUCUACUACGCAUAUAUAUCAGAAGACAAAUAGAUAGGAACGACAUAGAGAAAAAUAAAACCGGGGUCACUUUCCCUCUUGAGCUUGACAUGGCCCCCUACACCGAAGAUGCACACAUUCGAGAGGGCGCUGCCAAACUUCUAGGUGAUGAGCUCAGUGAUGGCAUGUUGGCUCCUACUUCCUACGAGCUUUACGCUGUGCAGGUACAUAACGGCCCUAUUGUUAGCUCCGGUCACUACUGGACCUGGGUCAAACACCAACAGCCGGACACGUGGACACGCUGCGAAGACACUUUCAUCAAACAGUUUAGCGGGGUCGACUGGCAGAAGAGUCUCGACGAUCUACAUAAAUGCCCGGGCAAUGCUACGCCCGUUGGGCUGUUCUAUAAGCGCAAAGAUAUUCCUUGGGCAUGGGAAAGCAAUUUAGAUGAUUUGCUAAAGCCAUAGUUCUGGGUCUUCGAUAUGUGUCCAGUUAGUCGAUCCGGGAGUACGAGCCGGAGGAAAAGGGAAGGAAAGAGGACGAGUGUAGAACUACCUAGCAACUUGGGAGGAUCGGGAGGAUCUGAAGUUUCGAAAGAAGGUAACGCUAUACUAUACCGCCAUGGGGAAUGGGGUGUUGAGGACGAAAUAUUGUGCUAUUUCUUUUACUUCUCCCGCUUGCUGUAGUAGCUGGACGGCGACGAUCUUGCAAAGAGGGGAGGGGGGGGGGGGGGGGGGGGGGGGGG
This is a messenger RNA of Daldinia caldariorum, 3836 nucleotides long. Its product is annotated as cysteine proteinase. The record is from RefSeq and is a predicted model, not a curated record. Gene Ontology annotation, molecular function: cysteine-type deubiquitinase activity; cysteine-type endopeptidase activity. Gene Ontology annotation, cellular component: cytosol; nucleus. The coding region runs from base 451 to 3558 and encodes 1035 amino acids. The transcript has 2 exons. Gene Ontology annotation, biological process: protein deubiquitination. Lineage: Eukaryota; Fungi; Ascomycota; Sordariomycetes; Xylariales; Hypoxylaceae.